AUCGGGAGGAAAAUCAACAUUGAAAGCAUCUUCCGCAGAGGGAGAAAACGCGCAAUCUACGUGACCAAAAUGUCCAUGUACCAUGUACGAUUGUUUACACCCUUGGUAGUUCGCUGGCUUGAUUUGCCCGUCCCAUGUUCCCUGACCCCUCCCCUCCCCUCCCCAGACAGACACGAGCGCGCCAAGGCCAAGCCGAAAGGAGCAUCUGGUUUCGUAACCCGCGCCUGUACCGUACCCCAUCCUGUCACAUUACCCCUAGGAGUAACUCUCCCCACACACAUACGCACGCGCGCACGCACGCACGCACGAUGGGCAAAAGCAACGUCAAAGAAAAGAUCAAACAAAAACGAAGCAAAGCAAAAAAAAAAAGGUUGCCAGAACUAACAAGGUCCAAGGGUCCUUGUUGUGCGCGCGCCUGGCAUUUUUGCUGACUCUGGGGUGGGUGUGAUUGAUUGUCUGUGCGCGCGCCUUUGUAUCCUGCAGGCGUCCGUCCCCCCAACGCGCGGAUUUUUUAGAUUUGGUAAGUGUCAGAUCGAUGCUUGAAGCGGGCUGGAGCGGUGCGGGUGUUAAAAAUGAUGAAGCAUAUCCGAUUGGGUUCGAAACAAGCUUGUUUGAGAAGGAGAGGGUUUAGAUGAGCAAGUUUAGCUGGAAUGGAAUAACUAGUAAAGUACGUGUGGGUAAUGUAUGUAGUAUG
Molecule: messenger RNA, 694 nt
Organism: Bipolaris maydis ATCC 48331
Lineage: Eukaryota; Fungi; Ascomycota; Dothideomycetes; Pleosporales; Pleosporaceae
Source: RefSeq, a predicted model, not a curated record